CAAUGCUGCUCGUAUUCAAGGUCGCACAGCGCUGCUCUUUCUUUUUAGUUAUCAGGGAACGCAGCCCCAGACCAUCAAUCCUCAGAGCAUUUCCAAAAUCCCUUUGUUCCUCAGUCUUGUUAGCGUAGCCGCCCUUUGAGAGCUCUGGUAGCCGCAAUGGAAGUAAUUCAGGAUGCUGCACAUAAUGUUGCCCAAGUAGAUGCGUUUCAGGGUGCUUUGGCAGUAGCCCUAUUCGGCGUCGUUUUCCAUCUUUGUAUUCUUCCCAUCGAGUUCGAGCUCAUCAUGGUCCAUUUCAUAGCAGCCUCUAUGGUCACCUUUUUCGGCAUGAUAUAUGUGUUCGGAAUAUUGAAGGCUCUGCUGUUCACCGCAAGCUUCAACACUGCAUUGCUAACCACCAUCACGAUCUAUCGAUUAGUGUUCCACCGGUGCCGAAAAUUCCCUGGGCCAGUUGCUGCUAAAGUGUCAAAGUUCCACGCAGCAUGGCUCGCGGCAAAGAACGUCCAGUAUUACAAGGAUCUGGAGAAGAUGCACAAGCAAUAUGGUGACUUUGUGCGCACUGGGCCGCGAGAGAUUAGUGUUCUACGCAGCUCAGCAGUUCCGAUCCUGUAUGGACCCGGUUCGGAGUGCCUGAAGUCAACAUGGUAUGGCCAAACUGGAAAUGAUCACCGAAAAUGUUCGAUCCAUAUGACACGCGACUUCAAUGCCCAUCGUCUUCGCCGUCGUGCAUGGGACCGUGGCUUCUCUAUCAAAGCACUGAACACAUACGAGCCACGUAUCAAAGCCAAGGCAGACUUAUUCAAGAGCCAGCUAGCCAACAAAGGAGAGGCAUCCAUGGAUGCCUCAGCCUGGUCAAUGUUCUUCAGUUUCGAUGUUAUGGGCGAUGUUGGCUUUGGAAAAGACUUCAACAACCUCAAAAGUGGUGUCGAACAUGUUGCCAUCAGAGGCGUACAUGAACACAUGACCAUGUUGGGGAUAAUGAGCCCCGUACCGUGGUUGUUGUAUAUCUUGAGUUCAAUACCUGGAGCGACGGCGGGUUAUAUCGAUUUCUUCUCCUUUUGUGCAGGUCAAAUUAGGGAAAAAAAUCAGACUUGGGAUAGCGAAAAGUACCCGCAAGAUGUGGUAUCUUGGUUGCUGAAAGCCAUCAGGGAAAAGGAUGCUACAGCGCCCCAAAGCGCAGCCGCACUCGAGGAUGAUUCAAGAGUGAUGAUCAUUGCCGGCAGUGAGACGACUGCCACCACACUUGCAGGAGCUCUCUUCUUCCUCGCCAAGUAUCCCGAGAAACAGAAAAAACUUCAACAACUCCUUGACCAGACAAUGCCAAGCGGAUACAACGAGUGGUCAUAUGAAAAAGUAAAAUCGGUUUCCUAUAUCGACGACUUCAUCAGUGAGACACUGCGACUUCGACCUGCGUUGUUGACUGGCGGAGCGCGAGAAACACCGGCAAAGGGCAUUAUGGUAGACAGUACAUUUAUUCCUGGCAAGACAAACGUUGUCAUACCAAUAUCGCUUAUUCAAAGGGAUCCCAGAUGGUGGCAGCAGGCCGAAGACUUUAUUCCCGAGCGGUUCGGCGAAAAGAGGGCGGAGAUGGAAACUGACAAAGCACCAUACCUACCUUUUUCUUUGGGUGCGUACAGCUGCCCCGGAAGGAACCUGGCUCAGAUGAGCUUGCGCAUCUCGCUUUCCAUGGUUGCGCAGAAUUUCGACGUGUCGUUUGCACUCGGCGAGACAGGAGAAGCUUUCGAAAAUGAGAUGUUGGAUACGUUUACUGUAACACUGCCACCCCUUCAAUUACGGUUCACUCCGCGGAAGAAGGCUUGAAUAUGCGGGGAGUGCAUAUAGGUUCCGAACAUUUCUUGCGGACGUACUCAGCUUAGGGGAUAUUAACGUGAUUAGACGGUUGAGUCGAGUGAAAAUUCCUGCUAAUUGAAGCAAUUCAUGUGCAUCUUGUGAUUGCUCUGCAGAUGAGUACAGGGAGCACGAGAGCUCAAGAGGCGGUCAGAGGUGACUACGGGCUCCGAGGAGUUUCUGGAUUUAACUUUUGAGCGGUUGCGACAAACAGAUGCCGACAAGGCCACUGUAUAUGUAUGUACACAUGUACAUGUGGGGAUGCUUCAUUAGCUUGUACAAUUAUUCAACAUGUGUUUUCAAGAGCAAAUUUCAUGCUGGGCUGCAGUGUAAUGAGUGGCCAUGAUCAGAUGUGCAUCGGUGCGUACUG
Bipolaris sorokiniana ND90Pr is the source of this 2215-nucleotide messenger RNA. RefSeq lists its product as uncharacterized. The transcript has 6 exons. Lineage: Eukaryota; Fungi; Ascomycota; Dothideomycetes; Pleosporales; Pleosporaceae. Gene Ontology annotation, molecular function: iron ion binding; heme binding; monooxygenase activity. The record is from RefSeq and is a predicted model, not a curated record. The coding region runs from base 157 to 1818 and encodes 553 amino acids.